Penicillium atrosanguineum is the source of this 1362-nucleotide messenger RNA. RefSeq lists its product as uncharacterized. The coding region runs from base 1 to 1362 and encodes 453 amino acids. Gene Ontology annotation, molecular function: hydrolase activity, acting on ester bonds. The record is from RefSeq and is a predicted model, not a curated record. The transcript is spliced from 2 exons. NCBI's taxonomy places the organism in Eukaryota, Fungi, Ascomycota, Eurotiomycetes, Eurotiales, Aspergillaceae. Gene Ontology annotation, biological process: phospholipid catabolic process.
AUGAAUCCCAGCGCUCUUCUCGGGCUAUUGGCCUUUGCGGCCGCAGUCUCCGCUGCUCCUUCACAUCACCAGAAUGCCCACUCCUCUUCCUCGAUCAAGAACCUCAAGAACCACAUCAAGAAUGUCGUUAUCCUGGAGAUGGAGAACCGCUCAUUUGACAACCUUCUCGGAGGACAAACCCUCAAGGGCCUCGAGAACCCUAUCAACAAUGGACCCUACUGUAAUCCCUACAACCUGACUGACUCAUCUCAGGGUCAUGUUUGCAGUGGAGCUAAGGACUUCGACUCUAUUCUUGAUGACCCCGAUCACUCGGUCACUGGAAACAACAUUGAGUUCUACGGCACAUUCACUCCCAGUAACGAGGCAAUUGCCUCCGGCAAGCUCACUCCCCACCAGAAGGGCUUCGUUCACGAGCAAUUGCGCCGCUAUGGUGACGAUGUCGACAAGACAGAACUGGCCAAGCAGGUCAUCAACUACUAUACCGAGGAUGAGGUCCCAGUCUUCACAUCCUUGGUGCAGAACUACCUGACCUUCAACCACUGGCACUCCGACCAUCCUGGCCCCACCAACCCCAACCGUGCCUUCGUCCUCUCCGGUACCUCCUCCGGCCAUGGCACCAAUGACGACUCAUUCUACGAAUACGGUCUAACCCAACGCUCCAUUUUCCAACAGCUCUCCGAAACCAACCACACCUGGAAGAACUACUACACCAACACCGAAAUGGUCGACGCCUGGUUCUACAACUGGACCAUCACCAGCGGCAACAAAGGCCUUGCCCAGCCCCUAACAUCCUUCUACUCCGACGCCGCCAACGGCACCCUCCCCGAAUUCAGCUUCAUCGACCCAUCCUGCUGCGGUGUCGGCACAAACUCAAUGCACCCAACGGGCCUGAUCUCCGACGGCGAGACAUUCAUCAAGAACGUCUACGAUGCCCUCCGAGCCUCGCCCCAAUGGGAUGAAACCCUCUUCAUCCUCACUUUCGACGAAACGGGUGGUUUCCAUGACCACGUCCCGCCCCCGCUGGCUGCCCGACCCGAUGACCUCACGUACACCGAAACUGCGCCUAACGGCCAGAACUACACUUUCUCCUUCGAUCGUCUCGGUGGUCGUAUUCCUACUAUCCUGAUCUCGCCUUGGGUUGGUAAGGGAUUGGUUGAGCAGAAGGGUAAGGAUUCGAAUGGAAAGACAGUUUCUUAUUCGGCUUCUUCUAUUUUGCGCACUUUGGGCUAUCUUUGGGACUUUGAGCCAUUCACUCCGCGAGUUGGGGCUUCUCCUUCGUUUGAUCAUCUUGUUCGCACUGUUAAGCGUGAUGAUACGCCGACUGCGCUGCCGGAGCCGAAUGCUUUUAAAGCCAGGCACUGA